Molecule: messenger RNA, 390 nt
Organism: Truncatella angustata
Lineage: Eukaryota; Fungi; Ascomycota; Sordariomycetes; Amphisphaeriales; Sporocadaceae
Exons: 1
Coding region: 94-306 (70 amino acids)
Source: RefSeq, a predicted model, not a curated record
CAGCUUCUCUCCCGGAAUUAAUUUCGUCUUAUUUUGUUUCCGGUUCGCCAAACGUUGGCACUCCUUUUGACUAAUGAAGUAAGGGUUGGCUUUAUGGUUCGAAUGCAAACAACGUUUUCAGCCACUUUGCUCAACAUCCCCCGUACCAUUGCAGUUGCCUCCGUCGCUUCCAUGGAUCCUUUUACAUUAAAUUCAUCUUCGCUUUUUUCCUUUUUUUCUCUUAUCGAGUCAAUUGUGGAACAACGGCGUCACCUGCAAGUGGGUAAACAGAUUGACCAGCCAAAUCCGGGAUUCAUUGAUUUCUAAACGCAUGCGCACUACCCUCGCAUAACGAUAUGAAAAUUGUAUGUUCGUCACUUUUCAGCCACCGGUUUAUGUAGUAAAAUGCAG